GAAGCAAACAAAGCGAAGCAAACAAAGCAAAGAAUUAAACGCGAACAAGUUAUUUUUUAUUUACAAAAAAAAAAAAAACGAGCAAAAAAAUUAACAUAUGCAUAUUUAUUUAUCCAUACAUAAUACAUACAUGUAUACCUAUCCAACCGAACGCGCGAUUUGCGGAUUUUGUGACCCUCCAUUCUUAGCAAAGGAAAAGCGAGUUCCCUUGCAUACGGAAGAGUGAUUGUUUUUGUACGGUUACGCGAAUGCAUACGUAAAAGUACACGUAUACGUACAUGUAAACGUAUAUGCAAACGUACAUGAAUACGUGCACGUACGCAUUUGUACUUCCUAACUUUUGUAAUCGCAUACGAGCGCUUUUGCGUUUGCAAGUUAAGCGAACAGGGGAACAAAUUAACAGCAGCCCUCAUCGAAUAGCCAAGCAGAGUAUACACUCUAUACUGCUCCUAAAGCGCGCAUGUGAAUCUCCUUUUUUUUAACCACAAAAUUUUGAACUUUCGUUAAAUGACAUAAAAGGGAAAAUUUUAAAAUGAGUUCAAAUUGUUCACAGGAGAAUGAGGACGAAGCAAAUAGAAUAGACGGGAGGUUCCAAAAUUUUCUAAAAUUGAAGGCGCGAAAUGGCGCCGUGGGCGGCGGAGCGGCUAGCGGCCAUUUUAGCAGCCAUUUGAGCGGCCACGUGGGUGGCAGCUUUGGUGGCGGCCCCAGUGGCAGUUUUAAUGGCAGUUUUAAUGGCAGUUUUAAUGGAAGCUUUAAUGGCAGCUUCAGUGGCAGCUUUGGUGGAAGCCUUGGCUGCAACGAGGGGGGCACCCCCAGUAACGCCUACAGCGGCAACGGAGGGCCCUACAGCAAUGCCGCCAGUAGCUACCACUAUGGCAGCGCGAACAGAAGCUCACCAGAAAAUGAAGAGACACACGGAGGGGAUUUCUCGAACAUAAAAUUUAGCCAAAAUGGCCAGUACAAGAGAUACCAUGAUUUUUACAAUAACAAAAGCUCCUUUCAACAUUAUUUAAAAAAAUUAAAAGCAUGUAGAAUAGACGCAGACGAGCUGCGAAAUAUUUUGGAAAAAAGACUCACCCUAGAGCGUGAGAAUCAAAUGCUUAAGUCAAUACAGGAGGAUGAUAAGAAAGGGUUUGGAAGUGAAACGAAUUCCUCCUCUUCCAACCAUGAAGGUUUGCACCUUUACAGGAAACUUAACUUUUUAAACAAAAAUAAUAGAAGCAAAUCAAAGAAUAAGAACCGAAAGAGAAAGAGAAUUAACUCCAAAAUUGACAAGAAGUUUAUUAUUAAAUGCCGGACUUGUAAGUACGUUAACCCCAAUGGUUUCAAGAUGGGGGACUACUACACGUGCCAGAAUUGUGGGUACAACGACUUUUCCGUUUUGCGGUCUAGUUCCCCCAACAAUGGGGAGUAG
This is a messenger RNA of Plasmodium vivax (malaria parasite P. vivax), 1414 nucleotides long. Its product is annotated as PFC0600w, putative. The coding region runs from base 533 to 1414 and encodes 293 amino acids. Lineage: Eukaryota; Apicomplexa; Aconoidasida; Haemosporida; Plasmodiidae. The transcript has 2 exons. The record is from RefSeq and is a predicted model, not a curated record.